Molecule: messenger RNA, 2658 nt
Organism: Lepisosteus oculatus (spotted gar)
Lineage: Eukaryota; Metazoa; Chordata; Actinopteri; Semionotiformes; Lepisosteidae
Source: RefSeq, a predicted model, not a curated record
CACCAGCUUCCUGUUCUCUGGCUCCUGCGCAGCUCUGCUCAGAAGGCGAGGCGGAAGCACUCCGAAGCUCUCGGCUGUGGCGCGUGCACCUUCUUCUGUGCUUCUGGGAGCAGGGGAGGCGAUUGCGGGCCUAGGAUUUUUGGGGUUUCUACUUUGGGGGGCGGCCCCCCGUGUUUUCUUCAGGGAGCAGCAGGGGUGGACACCAUGAGCCGCGGCGCCAAGCCUUCCAAGACGCAGGAGAGCUGCGGCAGCUCCCUGCUCAGCCCCCAGGAGAACGAGCGAGUGUUUGACGUGCUGGGCAGGAAGUGUGUGACCAUGGCCACCACUGUGGCUCAGCUCCACAUGGCUCUUCCUCACAGCAGCAGCUACUGGUCCCUCCAGCACUGUGGGGUGCUGUGCUUCGUCAAAGACAACCCCAAGAGGUCCUAUUUCAUCCGGCUCUACGACAUCAAGGAGGGGACAAUGAUCUGGGAGCAGGAACUGUACAACCAGUUCACAUACUCAUCCCCAAAGCCCUACUUCCACACCUUCACCGCUGAUGACUGUCAGGCGGGGCUGAACUUUGCUGAUGAGCAGGAAGCUGCCAACUUCCAGAAACACGUGGAGGAGAAGAUCAACCAGAGACUGAAUCGUCUAGAGAAAAGACAGCUUCCUCCUCCUCCUCCUCCCUCUGCAGAUGAAAGAAGGAGUUUACCGCCUCUGCCACCACCCAAUGCAAACGGCCCAGCUGCAUCGCCGGUGACCCCCGGCCCCUACCCCAUGGCCACCAUGGACAUCCAGAACCCAGACAUCCUGGCGUCGCGGUACCGGCCCGCCCCUGCGCCGGCACCCGCCAUACUGGAGAAGGGGAAGAAGAACAAGAAGCAGAACAAGAAGAAGGGAUCCAAGCUGACCAAGGCUGACAUUGGGGCGCCAAGCGGGUUCACCCACGUGUCUCAUGUCGGAUGGGAUCCCAACACUGGAUUUGAUGUGAACAACCUGGACCCGGAUCUGAAGAACCUGUUCUCCCGGGCUGGGAUCAGCGAGGCCGAGCUGGCAGACGCAGAGACGUCCAAGCUGAUCUACGACUUCAUCGAGCAGUCGGGGGGGCUGGAGGUGAUCAAGCAGGAGAUGAGGAGACAAGAUCCCCUGCCCCCCGGCCGCCAGGGCCCCCUGCCCCCCAUGUCCUCCUGUAUCGCCCCAGGAAGCUGUCGGCUGGGAAACAUGUGUUUCUUGCCUGAGGUUAAGGCGCGUCUGAGCGCACGUUUUCUGAGCUUUCAGCAGGUCAGCUGGGCCCGUGGGCAGGGAAUAGUAGAGGUGAGGGCAGGGCAGACUCUGACCCACCGUGCUGCUCCUCCGCAGGUCACAGAGAACCCUGACCUGCAGCCCUCCUCUUCGUCCGAGAGCAACGAGGGGAUUGUGGGGGCGCUAAUGAUGGUCAUGCAGAAGAGGAGCAAGGUCAUCCAUUCCUCAGACGAAGGUGACGACGACGGAGCCGAUGAUGAGGACGAUGAUGAGUGGGACGACUGAAUUGAGUUUUUUUUUUAUUUUUCCUUUUUCACCCUUGUCUAACUGACCUGCGUCCUGGACCAUCAAUCGAGGGCGACAGCUCAGAAGAAGUCGGAUUUUUCGGCGCAGGUUUUGGAACCGGCGUUAUUUCCAGCAGGAAGUUAGAAGGGAAUAACAUGUCAGUAUCUCAGCUCUGCGUUAAGACCCCGUUAACACUCCCACCCCUGAACGUCUUGCACUGAUACAAACCUCCAGGCUGCAAAGCUGACAGCUCUCUCUCCCAGGGUCCGCUGUUCGUGUGUCUAAAAGAAAUGUGGCUUUGCAAUUUCGACGUCCUGUACCUUCUUAACACUUACUAGUGUGAGAAAGAAAGGUUACAACCGAGGCACAACCACUCAGCCCAACUUGCUCGUUUGGCUGCUAUCAGCUUAACGACCCAAAGUAUCCCAUCUGCCCUACUAGGGUGUCAGGGAGUUAGAUCCAGACUCCUACAACUCUCUGUGUAAAGAAGCUUCAUUUCUCUCUGUUCUGAAGCUUCAUUUCCACCUGGCUUGCCCUCUGCCUUUCAGGAUGUUGAGCCCCCGAACCGAGCUUCUAUCUCAGGGGUCUCCAACCCUGGUCCUGGAGAGCCCCAGUCCAAUCCACCCUGAAACAACUGUUAUUUAGAGAUUAGGCACACAUGUUUAACAGUUGAUCAAACAAACGAGUAGUGUUUCAAGAAAGGGAACCUUGGUCCUUCAGCGCUGAAGGAUAUUCUGAUUUCAGUUCCAAAUCAUCUCCAAAUGAUUGAACUGAACACCACCCCCCUGUUUAAUUGUUCCAGGCCUUUAGAAACUGCCUCUGAAGCUUACUGGAAAGCUCCCCAGUUCCAGUGUUGGAGACCCCCACGCUGUGUAAUAAUUUCUGCUUCAUAAUUACCACGACAGCAUGGAAACACGCACCCAUUCCCACUUCCACUCGGAUCCUGAUCACCCACACACGGGGCGCUUUGAGCUCAGCAACGUCUAGGGUCCACUGCGUGCUACACGCCAGGGGACACGCCAGGGGAACAUGGCAAGCCCAGACUGAGGCCGGACUGCUGUUGCAAAACUGAACUCUGUCCCCUGCAGCUGCGUGGAAGACUGUUCCCCAGAAGCAUUUCAUACAAUAAAGCCUUAACUUUUCAGAAUC